AUGGGAAGGGGUAAGGUUGAGUUGAAGAGGAUAGAGAACAAGAUCAAUAGGCAAGUUACAUUUGCAAAGAGGAGAAAUGGUUUGCUCAAGAAGGCUUAUGAACUCUCAGUUCUUUGUGAUGCCGAAGUUGCCCUCAUCAUCUUCUCUAAUCGCGGCAAACUCUACGAGUUUAGCAGCACUUCUAGCAUGAUGAGAACUCUGGAGAAGUAUCACAAGUAUAGUUACAGUGCUCUCGAGUCUGGUCGACCAAUCAGUGACACGCAGACAAAUUACGAGGAUUAUAAGAGACUAAAAGACAAUGUAGAAGCUCUCCAACGUUCUCAGAGGAACCUACUGGGGGAAGAUCUUGCUCAAAUGAAUACAACUGAGCUGGACCAGCUUGAGAAUCAACUUGAGGUAGCACUCAAGAAUAUUAGGUCAACUAAGACUCAGUUUAUGCUUGACCAACUUACUGAUCUUCAGAACCGGGAAAUGGCGCUUGUUGAAACAAAUAAUGUGCUAAGGAGUAAGUUAGAAGAACUGAAUAAUCACUCAUCAGAAGUGGCUUUGGAAGACGUGGGCCCCACCAUUCACUACAACCGCUUUCCUUCUCAAUCAGAUCACCCAUUUUUCCAACCUGUUCUAGGAGUUAAUUCCAACUUGCAAAUUGGAUACAAUCAAAGCAUUCAUCAUGAUGUGAACGUUGGAGCUUCAUCCUUAACUAUGCAGGGAUUCGUCUCUGGGUGGAUGCUUUGA
Molecule: messenger RNA, 735 nt
Organism: Arachis duranensis
Lineage: Eukaryota; Viridiplantae; Streptophyta; Magnoliopsida; Fabales; Fabaceae
Product: MADS-box protein J2-like
Exons: 8
Coding region: 1-735 (244 amino acids)
Biological process (GO): positive regulation of transcription by RNA polymerase II
Cellular component (GO): nucleus
Molecular function (GO): RNA polymerase II cis-regulatory region sequence-specific DNA binding; protein dimerization activity; DNA-binding transcription factor activity, RNA polymerase II-specific
Source: RefSeq, a predicted model, not a curated record